This is a messenger RNA of Adineta steineri, 969 nucleotides long. The record is from the annotation of a GenBank genome assembly. Lineage: Eukaryota; Metazoa; Rotifera; Eurotatoria; Adinetida; Adinetidae.
AUGGAAGAGAGUUUUACUUCUUCAUCUUCAUCAUCAGGACUGUCUUCGUCAAUUACAUAUGUUACAUAUAUGAUUUUCGAUAUACUAUCGAUAUUGUGUUCUUUAUUUGUUCUAUAUUAUCUUCUUUCUGAUCGAGCACUUCGCCGUGCUCUAAAUAAUCAUAUUAUCAUUGUUCUUCUUUUUCUGGGUAUUACAUACGAACUAACUGCUAUUUCAUGGGAUCUUUAUUAUUUACGCAAUGGUAUUCCUUGGAUUGAAUCACCCAUUUUCUAUCUUUUUUCAUUCUUUUUGGAUUAUGGAUUGUAUGUCACUCAAAUAGUAUUAUUUGCUUGGGCAACCAUUGAAAGACACAUACUUAUUUUUCAUAAUCAAUGGAUAACAACAAAAAAACAACGUUUCUAUGUUCAUUAUUUACCUAUCAUUAUAAUCCUUAUCUAUUGUUUGAUAUAUUUUUCUUUAAUUACUUUUGCACCAUUUUGUGAAGAUUCAUUCGAACCUUAUAUAACUGGUGGUGUCUUUAUUCCUUGUGUAUUUAUGAGAACAAUAUUAGGAACAUUAGAUCUUCUUAUUCAUCAAGUUAUUCCAACUAUAAUCAUUGUAAUAUUUAGUGUUGGUCUUAUUAUACGUGUUUUAUGGCAAAAACGAAAGAGAAAUCAAUUACUUCAAUGGCGAAAACAUCGAAAAAUGACAAUUCAGUUGUUAUCUAUAUCAAUUCUUUAUUUAACAUUCAAUUCUCCAUGGACGAUUCUUAUUUUUGCAUCUCAAUAUGGAUUAUCUGAAGAUAUUGUAGCAAUACCGAUGGUCUAUGCUGUUUAUUUUCGUAGUUAUGUUCUAUUUCUAUUCCCGUUUGUAUGCUGUGGAUCAUUAUCAGAACUUCGAGGCAAAGUUAAAAAAGUAUUUUAUCGACGACAACGGAAUCAGAUUGGUGCAAUUGAAUCAUUGAAGAUAGCACCAACAACACAUAAAUAA